CAGAUUAAAUAGUUUAAAUAUAAUAUAAUAUGAUGCAUAUUUUUUUUAAAUCAUGUGUUUACAGGGUGCAGGGUUCGGAGUAAUUUUAUUCACUUUAGCCUCGAUUUUUUCGGUUAUUGCUUGCGCAAAUUCCUCUGGAAUUGGAAUUGGAAUUGGAAUUGGAUUUGAAGAUGAAGAUGAAGAUGUAUUUAAUGUGAUGGAUUAUGGUGCCACAGGCGAUGGCCUAACAGAUGAUUCACAAGCAUUUCUAGAAGCAUGGGAGGCUGCAUGCAAUGCCUUAGUUGAAUUUCCAAAGAUAUAUGUUCCAGAAGAGAGCACAUUUUUGGUAAACCCCAUCAGUUUUUAUGGCCCAUGCAAUUCCCCAACUAUUAAUUUCAAGAUUUCAGGGACAAUUAUAGCCCCGGAAUCACCUGAUGUGUGGAAUGGGAGAGAUGCAAGUCAAUGGCUAGGAUUCGAGCAUGUCGACGGUCUCAAGAUCGACGGCUACGGUGUCUUUGAUGGCCGCGGCCAGCCCUGGUGGGACCAAUCAUGUAGAUACCACCCGCAACUGAAACAAUGCACGAAAACGGCUCCAACAGCGUUGAAGUUUUUGUGGUGCAAAGAGAGCAGUGUGAGGAAUAUGAAGUUGAUGAAUAGUGCACAAACACACAUACUUGUGAAGGAUUGCAAUAAUUUCAAGAUUGAAAAUUUAAUGAUUAAUUCACCUGGAAAUAGCCCCAACACUGAUGGCAUCCACAUUCAAGCUUCUCACUCUGUCACCAUCACCAAUUCUCAAAUUGCAUGUGGCGAUGAUUGUAUCUCAAUUGGGGAUUAUAUUUCGAACGUUCAAAUAGCGAAUGUUGUGUGUGGACCGGGUCAUGGUAUAAGCAUUGGAAGCUUAGGGAAAGGAGGAAACUAUGUACAAGUGGAGAACAUUCGAGUAACCGAUGCAUUCUUUAAUGGAACCACAAACGGAGCUCGGAUCAAAACAUGGCAGGUUGGAAGAGGAUAUGUUCGAAACGUAGUAUUCGAAAAUCUCAAAUUCAACAACGUAAAGAAUCCCAUAAUCAUCGACCAAAAUUAUUGCUUCGUUAGGGAUGCCUGCAAAGAGGAGGAAACUGGAGUUCAAGUAAGCAGUGUAGUAUACAAGGAAAUAAGUGGAACAUCAACGACAGAUAUAGCGAUUAAUCUCAACUGCAGCAACGCGGUGCCAUGCUUUGGAAUUUCGAUGCAGUCGAUAAAUAUAGACUCGGCCAAAUCCGGAAAACAAGUUACUGCACAUUGUAAUAACGCCCACGGUCGAGAAGUGGGAGUCUUUCCUGGUCCAUGUCUUCAACACUAUUAAUCUAUCUAACACGAUCAAAUAUGUUAAUAAAAGUUCGAUUUCCGAGGAUACAGAAAAAGUUUACGAUUUUUUUAAUUAAAAAAAACGAAAACAAAAAAGUAACAUAAAACAGCAUCAAAUGAAAUGCAACCAAAUUUGAAAUAAAAGAAAGAUUGUCUUGGAAGAGAGUAGAGAAUUUUCACAUAAGCCAGCUAGGCAGGCUCAACUGAAA
Erythranthe guttata (spotted monkey flower) is the source of this 1535-nucleotide messenger RNA. RefSeq names its product putative polygalacturonase At1g80170. Lineage: Eukaryota; Viridiplantae; Streptophyta; Magnoliopsida; Lamiales; Phrymaceae. Gene Ontology annotation, biological process: carbohydrate metabolic process. The record is from RefSeq and is a predicted model, not a curated record. Gene Ontology annotation, molecular function: polygalacturonase activity.